GUUUUCUUUAUAAAUAGCCGUACCAAGAGGGGAAAGAGUUGAUAAACGGAACCCACAAACCACAAACGUCAGAAACCUACCUUCUUCUUCUUUGCCUCCCCUCCUCCUCCAUUUCCCAGCUCAACUAGAUUUCCCAGCCGGCGGUUUCUCUUUGUCUCCGUUGAGAUAUAAUUCAACUCCUCCGGCGCCAAGAUGACUCAGAACGAUCACCACUCAGCUGCCCCAGCCACCUCCGCAUCAUCAUACCCUCAACUGCCACAAUCAAGCGGGUCGUACGCCGUCGGAGCCCCGCCGCCGAUCGGGUACCCGACCCGUGACUCCGCCGCCCACGGCGACGGUGCCGUUCCGGUCGAGACCAAGUCCAGGGGCGACGGCUUCUGGAAGGGCUGCUGUGCUGCAUUGUGCUGCUGCUGUGUGCUGGACGCGUGUUUCUGAGGAGCCGUGACGGAAGAAGUAACUCUUGCUGGCUAGUAUUCUUCCUCGUCGUCAUCGUCAUGGACCUGAUCGUCAAUAUUUUAUUGUUUUGGUGUUAAACUUUUGUUAUAACAUUGCGUGACGUGGUUUUUUUUAAUGAUUUUCGUAAAAUAAACGAUGUUGUUUAAGUUUGCCACCAUCUUGUUGGUGGAGCUUUGCUUUUUGUGUAUAUUCCUUCACAGAAAUACAAUUUUUUUUGGCGAUUUAUGAAGUAUUAAUUAUGUGUUUGUAUU
Messenger RNA from Linum tenue, 707 nucleotides. The record is from the annotation of a GenBank genome assembly. Lineage: Eukaryota; Viridiplantae; Streptophyta; Magnoliopsida; Malpighiales; Linaceae.